Drosophila albomicans is the source of this 1040-nucleotide messenger RNA. RefSeq lists its product as uncharacterized. Bases 97 to 768 code for a protein of 223 amino acids. NCBI's taxonomy places the organism in Eukaryota, Metazoa, Arthropoda, Insecta, Diptera, Drosophilidae. The record is from RefSeq and is a predicted model, not a curated record. The transcript has 3 exons. Gene Ontology annotation, cellular component: secretory granule.
CAUAUUUGUUUUGCUUGUUUCUUUUGUGCCCCACAUACUUUUGCUGUAUCCCAAUCCCCACAACUGCUACAACUACUAUAGAAAAAGGGAAGUGAAAUGGUAUUGCAACAAAUUAAAAUGCUGUUGCUGGGCAUCAUAACGCUCUGCCGGCGUGCCCUCUGCUGUUUCUCACGUCGCCGCAAGCUCAGCCACGCCGGCAACGAUCAGCUGCAAGCGGUGAUGGUUGGCAACGACUUUGCCACCAACUCCUCCUCCCCCAACAACAACAGCAGCGGAAUCAGUGCCACGACAAACGCAAAUGGAGGGCGGGAGCGCGACUGGAACUCAUGGGAUGACAGUCCGCGCACCGUCGAAGAACACAUUGAACAGUAUCGCCAACGCAUGGCGCAACCGCCAACGCCGCCUAAAGAGGAGCCAGAGCCAGAUUUCUUUAGCGAGCUGACGCCGGACAUUAAGCCACAGCUAAAGUAUUAUCUGGGCGAUGCAGCAUCGGCGACGACUACGACGUCGCCAUCAGACUUCUCAAGACUGAAGGCAGACGACAUGGUGCCCAUAAGUGCGAAUGCUGAUCUUGAAGAUUGGGUGGAUGACAAUGCGGGCGGCUGGGAGGAGCUGGACACUUCGCAGACCAAGCACAUUAUACGUGAAAAGCGUCGUGAGAUGCGCCACCAGCGACAUCAGGCACAUGGACAGGGAACAGCGGCAGCCAAGACGCCGCAGCCAAGCAUUGGGGCGCAACGGAUCAGCGAUGUGCAGAGAAUGGCGUAGUUAAGAAAUGGCAAAAACGCAAUCGUAAUUUGAAUUUGAAUUGAAAUCCAAAUCCAUCUCUAUAUUCAUUCCAAUGCGUUUACACUAUGUAAUUAAUUCCUUUAAGAUUGGCGCUAAACAUCUUCUAGUUGACAAUUGGCCCCUUAGUUUAAUGACCCCGCCUGCGUUUCCCUCCACUUCCUCUUCCUAUUCCUCUCCCCGAGACACACAACACAAUGCAAGAUUUGUGCAAAAGUGGUUGGCCUCAAUAAAGUGGGCAGCCAAAAAGAUUA